Molecule: messenger RNA, 1527 nt
Organism: Symbiodinium necroappetens
Lineage: Eukaryota; Dinophyceae; Suessiales; Symbiodiniaceae
Source: the annotation of a GenBank genome assembly
AUGGAGCGCCGGGUCCCAGUGCAGCACUUCUUCGAUGGAUUCCGCACCAGCCACGAAGUGAACAAGAUCAAGCUCAUCGACUACAACACCAUGAAGUCCUUCAUCAACUGGGAUGCUGUUAAGGAACAUCAUGACCUAGCAAUGAACCCUCGCCACCCGCAUGUUCAGGGCACGUCGCAGGGUCCCGACAUCUUCUUCCAGUGUGUCGAGGCGGGCAACAGCUUCUAUGAUGGGCUAGCAGAUCUCUUCGAGGAGAAGGGCAAGCUGGUGCAAGAGCAGACCGGCUUGCACUUCGCCCUCUAUGGCUAUGAAGGGCAUCCGGAGGCCAAGCACGUGAUAGUCGUGAUGGGCAGCGCCGCCGUGACUUGUGGAGAGACGGCCAUGUUUUUGUCGAAGCACAAGGGGCAACGCGUCGGCGUCCUUAAGGUGCGCCUCUUCCGGCCCUGGGACUGCUCGCGGUUUUUGGCAGCCUUGCCAAAAACGACGGAGCGUAUCUGCGUGCUGGAUCGCACCAAGGAGCAGGGGUCCCAGGGAGAGCCGCUCUUGCUGGAGGUUGCCUCGAUGCUGCACGCCAGUGCUCACUCCGAGAUCGUCGUCGUCGGAGGCCGCUAUGGACUGGGCUCAAAAGAGUUCACGCCCAACAUGGUGCUGUCCGUCUUCGAGAAUCUCGCCAAGGCAUACUUCGAGUAUGAUGCCAAGAAGAGCGGCGGCGUGACCAUCAGCCACUUGAGGUUCGGACCCAAGCCAAUUCACGCUCCUUACAACGUCCGCGCCGCCGACUACAUGGCCAUCCACAAAUCAAGCUACGUGCACAACUAUGACAUGACGCGUUACCUGAAGCAGAACGCCGUCUGUGUGAUCAACUGCUCCUGGGACGUAAAGGACUUGGAGCAGCAGCUGCCUGCCAAGAUGCGGCGGGAUCUGGCAGAGAAGAAGGCAAAGCUGUUCAUCAUCGAUGCUACCAAGAUUGCAGUGAAGGCCGGCCUGGGCAAGCGCAUCAACAUGAUCAUGCAAACCGUCUUCUUCAAGCUGAGUGCCGUCAUGCCCUACGAAGAGGCCGUGGAGAUGCUGAAGAAGAGCAUCAAGAAGAUGUAUGGCAAGAAGGGCGACAAAGUGGUGAAGAUGAACAUCGACGGGGUCGAUGCUUCAAUCGCGGGCAUCGUGGAAUGCGAAGUUCCAGCUGCUUGGGCAUCCCUGGCAGUCGACACGGAGGCUUCCGACGCCAAGACCAGCACGGUCGCUUAUGCCAAGGGGCCCCGCAUGUUCCCCGAAGUGCAGAAUGCUUCGCAGUUUGCCGCGCAAGUGCAGAAACCUUGCAACAAUCUGGAUGGCAACUCUCUGCCGGUGAGUGCCUUCGUGCCUGGUGGCCGUGUGCCAUGUGGUACCAGUCAGUACGAGAAGCGUGGCAUUGCAAUCCAGGUGCCUAAGGUAGACAUGGACAAGUGCACGCAGUGCAACAAGUGCAGUCUGAUCUGCCCCCAUGCAGCCGUGAGACCAUUCCUGAUGACCUCUCAAGAGCUGGGGAAA